UUGUUUUUCAGCAACUGAAAUCAGGUGUCAAGAGAAAUCUAAGGGUGGUCUGUCAUAUGAAGUAAUCCUGGCAGAGCCUGUGGCUGUGACUCCUCCCAAACGACCUUCCUCCCCCAGCAACAAGGUUUCAGUGGAGAACAUCGAGGAGAAAUUGAAAGCGGCUGAAGAGAGGAGAUUGUCGUUGGAAGCAAACAGGAUGGCUUUUUUGGCUGCCAAGAUGUCAAAGAUUGAGGAGGCAUCAAAGAAGAGGGAGGAACAAGCAAAUAAUUUCAUUUCACAAACGCGAGAAGCCCUAGAACAAAAGAUGGAAGCGCACAUUGAGAAACGAGAAUCAUUCAUCAANCUUCUGGGAUUUGGCACCAAAUUUCAUCGAGAGAGUGUGGAGAAGACGAGACUGUCACUAGAAAUGCAGGCAAAUGAAGUGAGAAAUGCAGUUGAGGAGAAGCUCAAAACAGCAGCUGCUCAGCGAGAUGAGAAUAUUAAAAAAAUGUUGGAUAGGCUUAAGGAACAUGAGGAGCAGGUGCAGCGGGUUCGGGCAGGAAUGCUCGAGAAGAUGAACCAGUUGGAGUCUCAGAUUCAGAGUAAGCUGGAGUUGGCACAGACAAGACGUGAGCAGCUCGAGCAGGAGCAACUUGAGAAGCUGCGUAGUCAUGAACGCCGGGCUGAGAUGGUGCGACAGAAUAAGGAGCGUCUAUCAAGUGAGAAUGAUGAGCAGCAGACUGCUUCUUCAGGCUAGUUGGACAUGCAGUUAUGGAGCUGACUCUGCCCAGCCCCUACUUCCCUUCUGAGCAAGGAACAAAGCUUGUUGGCAACUGGAUUUGGAAUUAGUUAACAUGGAGACACACCCUUGAUAAACGGU
Molecule: messenger RNA, 859 nt
Organism: Cryptotermes secundus
Lineage: Eukaryota; Metazoa; Arthropoda; Insecta; Blattodea; Kalotermitidae
Product: stathmin
Exons: 6
Biological process (GO): neuron projection development; microtubule depolymerization; regulation of microtubule polymerization or depolymerization
Cellular component (GO): neuron projection; cytoplasm
Molecular function (GO): tubulin binding
Source: RefSeq, a predicted model, not a curated record